Bactrocera tryoni is the source of this 382-nucleotide messenger RNA. It is a transcript of the gene Rpb12, whose product is annotated as DNA-directed RNA polymerases I, II, and III subunit RPABC4. Gene Ontology annotation, molecular function: DNA-directed RNA polymerase activity; DNA binding; zinc ion binding. The record is from RefSeq and is a predicted model, not a curated record. Bases 107 to 283 code for a protein of 58 amino acids. Gene Ontology annotation, biological process: DNA-templated transcription. The transcript is spliced from 3 exons. Gene Ontology annotation, cellular component: RNA polymerase III complex; RNA polymerase II, core complex; RNA polymerase I complex. Lineage: Eukaryota; Metazoa; Arthropoda; Insecta; Diptera; Tephritidae.
GUCAAAACAAAUGCACGCUGACAGAUUUCAUUUGCAUUAAUUUUUUGACGAAAUAAAUAUACAUUUUUGAAUUUUUAACAUUUUUGUUAAUUAAAAAGGCAUAAACAUGUCCGAAACCAGCACUAAGGAUACAGUUCUAAAAACGGCGAUGACCUAUAUCUGUGGCGAGUGUCAUCAUGAGAACGAGAUGCGUCCACGUGAUCCUAUACGUUGCCGUGAGUGCGGCUACCGCAUCAUGUACAAGAAACGUACCAAGCGCUUGGUCGUUUUCGAUGCGCGCUAAUAUUCAACAGUUGUGCAGCCUAUACAGUGGUUAUUGAAUUAAAGUUAGAAUUUUAAGUGCAUCGCUUAUGUAGAAAUAAAAUAUAGUAUAGUUAAAUAA